ACUUGAAAUACUUUGCACGCUGACAACCAGGGCGGAACUUUGAAUAGACACCUGUUUUCCACCCGGACCGCAGCAGGCCGAACACCAACGUGCCACAUGUAAACAAAGCGGGGAAGUUGAGUGAAAGCCUCGUUAUCAGAGAUGUAGUUAUUUAACACGUGUUGUUAACAUGACGGACAUUUUAAACCUGGUGUUCAGGACCUUUGCUUCACCCGCGGAGCUCCGGGCGUCUCCUCCUGCACCGGUUCCCCGCUGCAGCACCCUCCUGCUCGGGGAGAACAGCGUCAGCCGCUCGGUGCUGCUGCUCGCGGCCGUGACCGCCGCCUCCCACCCGGGGCUGAGGGUCGUGUUCUUCACCCGGACCCUGAUCCGGAGCCUCCCGGCGUCUCUGCAGAAACUCGUCCCGAGUCCAGAGAGUCUGAAGAAAAUCCAGUUCUGCUACCCCCGGACGGUGGAGGAGCUGCUGCAGCAGGUGGCCGCCCUGCACGAGUCCCCCAGCACGGCUCCUCCCUCCCUGAUCAUCGUGGACGGGCUGGAGGGCUUCCUGCUCGGCUCCAGAGGUGGCAGCCACAGAGAGCUUCACCCGGGGGGGCAGUCGUGUGCUGCCCACCUGUCUGCGCUGCUCUGUGACACCGCUGCCUUUCUCACAGGCGUCCUGGAGCAGCGCUCCUCCAGCUCCGGCCCCUGUCGCGUCAUCGCCUCUUUCCAGUCGGAGGUCGACGCUGGACCAGCGAGCAGGGAGCCGCUUGCCUCAGAUCCCAUCCUUGAUAUCCUCGAUCGCUACUUCCAGGUGCGCUGCACUCUGGACCCGGACGGAGGAUAUGAAGCGGCAGCAGCUGGACUGCAGCAGGUGUGGCACGUUUACCUUUCAGGCCGAGGCAUCACAGAGGCAUCGUGUUCUAAAGACUGUGGGGACGGGCCCGCUGUGACCCGGGAGUGGAAGCUGUUGCUUCUUCCCAAUGGUUUGAUGGAGUUUAAGGUGGUUUGAAUCAUCUGUAUCAAGACCUUUAGCAGUUAGACAUUUGUAUUUGUUGACUCUGGGAUUGUUUCUGCUCAGAGCAAAUGCUACUUUUCAGCAUUUUGUCACAGUGACAGUGAGACAUGUUAAAGUUGAACAGGCCUUCGUCUCUGUUCGUCUUUAUGUGUUUUCAUUUAUUUCAUGAAGCAUUUCUUGACAUUUUCUGAUUGCUCAUCGGGUUCAAUGAUAUGUAAGGUCAUGUAUUUAUGUGCUGUUCAACCUCUUGGUUAAAAUUUAAAUGGACCACAAUGGUUUGUAAAUGAAAAAUGUUUAAUGAGUUAAACUUUGAAAUGAUACACAGAAGUAAAAUGUCAAAAACACACUGUAUAUUCAAAUAAACAUAUAUUUUAUAUAUAG
Molecule: messenger RNA, 1375 nt
Organism: Platichthys flesus (European flounder)
Lineage: Eukaryota; Metazoa; Chordata; Actinopteri; Pleuronectiformes; Pleuronectidae
Gene: swsap1
Product: SWIM-type zinc finger 7 associated protein 1
Exons: 2
Coding region: 170-988 (272 amino acids)
Biological process (GO): double-strand break repair via homologous recombination
Cellular component (GO): Shu complex
Molecular function (GO): single-stranded DNA binding
Source: RefSeq, a predicted model, not a curated record